UCCAGCCAGGCUGAGGCGAGGCUCCCGGAAGUGCCCCGCGCUGUGGCGUGUGGGUAGGCGGCCCUGGCAGCGCCUGCGCUUUGCGCUGCUGCCUGCGGGAAGAUGGUGCUGAUCAAGGAAUUCCGCGUGGUUUUGCCGUGCUCGGUGCAGGAGUAUCAGGUUGGACAGCUUUAUUCCGUGGCUGAGGCCAGUAAAAACGAAACUGGAGGCGGAGAAGGCAUCCAGGUCUUAACCAACGAGCCUUACGAGAAGGAUGGCGAAAGGGGGCAAUAUACACACAAGAUCUACCACCUGAAGAGCAAAGUGCCUGGCUUUGUGCGGAUGUUUGCCCCAGAAGGCUCCCUAGUAUUUCAUGAAAAGGCCUGGAAUGCAUAUCCUUACUGUAGAACAGUCGUUACGAACGAAUACAUGAAAGAUGACUUCUUUAUCAAAAUUGAGACUUGGCAUAAGCCUGACCUGGGGACAUCAGACAAUGUCCAUGGCUUGGACCCUAAUACAUGGAAAAACGUUGAAGUUGUUUCUAUCGAUAUAGCAGACAGAAACCAAGUGGAGCCUGGGGACUACAAAGCUGAUGAGGACCCAGCCUUGUUUCAGUCGGUCAAGACCAAAAGAGGCCCUUUGGGGACUGACUGGAAGAAGGAGUUGGCAGCUGCUGAAGAUUGUCCAAAAAUGUGUGCUUACAAGCUUGUGACCAUUAAGUUUAAGUGGUGGGGACUGCAGAAUAAAAUUGAGAACUUUAUUCAGAAGCAAGAAAAAAGGAUAUUCACCAACUUCCAUCGGCAGCUUUUCUGCUGGAUUGAUCGGUGGAUUGACCUUACGAUGGAAGACAUCCGGCGAAUGGAGGAUGAAACCCAGAGAGAGCUGGAGGCGAUGCGUAAGAAGGGUUGUGUUCGAGGAACAUUGGCUGCCAGCGUCUAGAGGAAGUCCUCGGUAGGGUCAGAGGCAAAUAACCCCACUGUCUGCGCAACCAAGGAGAAGUGAGAGGAACCAGUGCCGCUAAUGACGAAUGAAGAAAGCCAUCUAGUGUGUGUGGCAUCACGAUCCACCCUUGGGGUGUGGGUGGGUGCACAGUUCUUUACAUAUUUGUGCAUGCAUGCACACAACCAUAUACACACAUACACACUGGGUGACACUUGUACUGAGCGGCUGCUCCAAGGCCCUGAAUCUCCCCAGGAGGCCCCUGCCUUUGUUCUCUAUAUCCAAAGCUAAUUAAAGCCGCCUAGUGUCGAUUAACGGAAGAAGAGAAUGGCUGAAUUAUAUUAAUUGGAACAUUUCAAGACUGUGGAUGCUGGACCAAUUUACUUUAUCUUUUAUAACAUACACAAGAGUGCCUCCUCGCUAGCACUCGUCUCUGUUUAGGCUUUUAGAUGUGCACCAGCAGUUAAUUUUCCAGUUUGUGUUGUUCAUUCAUGAUUUGGAAUAGGAGCUCUGAAUGCAUUUAUAGAUACUUAUUUCUGGAUUAUCGCUAUCUUGAAAUCAGAUCAGAAACAUUUCCAGUAGUAAGGAUCAAUUUCUUGCUAUUGAGGUUUAAAAAAACAACCCAGUUUUCAUCCAUUUUUUUAUUUAUCGAAUUUAUUUAUCAAAUUUAGCCACUGUCCAUCCCCCACCCCCAAAGGAUUUGCUGCAAAGAGAUCUAUUUUGCUGGAGUUUUGCAGAUAGAGUCAAGGGUUUCUUCAUUAGAACUGGCAAAAUAAAGGUUCACCAGUAAAAGGGAACACAAAGGGGGUUAUUGAUCCUUCUUUUUUAGGACUGUUCCAAACUGGAGUCAGUCUGGAGGAGAAAGUGCUGUUUUCAGAAUGCCCUUGGGUCCUCCACUAUUUCAACCUGGAAGCUCUGUUUUGUAUCACUAUAGGGGGGAAAAAAAGAAUGAAUAGAUAGCACAAUUCUUUCUCCAGUACCAUUUAGAAACUGGCGUCCUAACUUGGAGAACCUUCUGUAGAGAUUUCUUAAAGGAGAGGAUCCCAGUAGCAACUUAUUCCACACCCAACUGGGUGGGUGUUUGCGCACAGGGGACUGACCUGGCAAAUGUGGGGCCCGAGGCACCAAGGGCCAGGGCACGGGCAGGGCUGCUGCUCCGUUUUCCAGGAGCUGAGCUGUCCAGUCAGAACUGCGUCUGAGGCCGGGGGUUCAGCUCCUUGCUCUGGCCACAGGGAUGCUCACGUGUUCCCCUGUUGGAGAAUUGGCUUUGUAAACACGUGGUUUUAGAGGCUGCUAAGCUAGGCUGCUGUUAAGUCAAGGACUUGCUGCUUUUAGCACAGGAAUCUGUUCCCGUCACACCAAGGAGAACCCCAAUGCCAGGCUCCAUGACGCCCCUGCAGGUCAUUACAAGGGGUUAGAUGUGAACCUAGAGAGGAAAUUUUGUAGUGAGUGUAAAAUGGCUACUUCUGUGUUUUCUAGUUUAACUGCAUUAAGACAAUUGAAAUAAAUUUGCUUAUAAAAUA
Molecule: messenger RNA, 2441 nt
Organism: Candoia aspera
Lineage: Eukaryota; Metazoa; Chordata; Lepidosauria; Squamata; Candoiidae
Gene: PITPNB
Product: phosphatidylinositol transfer protein beta
Exons: 12
Coding region: 103-918 (271 amino acids)
Biological process (GO): phospholipid transport
Cellular component (GO): cytoplasm
Molecular function (GO): phosphatidylinositol binding; phosphatidylinositol transfer activity; phosphatidylcholine intramembrane carrier activity
Source: RefSeq, a predicted model, not a curated record